AUGUCGUUUUCGUGGAUGAAUUCUCAUCAUAAUCAUCAUCAUAGACGGCCUCGCCGUCACUAUCGACGACCGGCACCAGUGUUUCGUUACGGCUACGGACAACCUUAUGGUUAUGGCUAUGCGCAGCCUAUAUCAUCAUCUCCACACGCUAGUAACUAUAGUGGUGGUUUUUCAGGAUAUCCGAUCACACACGCACACGUGCCAAUUGUUCAUCACGGACAUCAUCACGGCGGAGCUUCAGCAUGUGCUAGCGGAGUCAAUUUAGGUGCUAGUAGUAGUUGUUUCGGAGGUGGUGGCUGUGCUGGUAGUGGAGGUGGCGCAGGUGGUGGAGGUGNCCGCAUGGUUGUCUGUAAACUGAAAUUUUCAGGUUUGACCGUGACCGUAAAUCGUUCAAUUAGUAGUCGUCGUCGACGAAGUAUUCGUUCGUAG
This is a messenger RNA of Rotaria socialis, 429 nucleotides long. NCBI's taxonomy places the organism in Eukaryota, Metazoa, Rotifera, Eurotatoria, Philodinida, Philodinidae. The record is from the annotation of a GenBank genome assembly.